This is a messenger RNA of Vitis riparia (riverbank grape), 1956 nucleotides long. Its product is annotated as LOB domain-containing protein 36. The record is from RefSeq and is a predicted model, not a curated record. NCBI's taxonomy places the organism in Eukaryota, Viridiplantae, Streptophyta, Magnoliopsida, Vitales, Vitaceae. The transcript is spliced from 6 exons. The coding region runs from base 306 to 1202 and encodes 298 amino acids.
ACUAAAUUUUCUAUUUUUAUAUUCUCUCUCUAAUUUUCUUGAAAUAAUAAUGGGAGAUUUUUCUUUUUCUCUCUGCAAAUCCGAUCGUUCGCUGUUGCACCCGAACCCUAAACCUAACCUCUCUGGAAUGAAGCAAAGGUUGGACGCUUGGCCAUUUUGAAUAGUUGAAUCUUCGACAAAAAGGUCCACGCUUAGUUUUCUCACGAUCGGUGCUUUGUUGUAGAUGUUAUACACUGCAAAAGAAGAGUUUGACACUUUGAUCGAGGAGUUGAAACGAAAUCGAAGAAUAUCAGAGUUGAGUAGAAAUGUCAUCAUCUAAUUCUCCUUGCGCGGCGUGCAAGCUUCUCAGACGGAAAUGUACGCAAGAGUGUGUAUUCGCACCCUAUUUCCCACCAGAUCAGCCUCAAAAAUUCGCUAAUGUCCACAAGGUCUUCGGUGCAAGCAAUGUUUCAAAGCUACUCAACGAACUAAAUGCCGCCCAUCGAGAAGAUGCCGUGAAUUCCCUAGCUUAUGAAGCGGAGGCUCGUCUUCGUGAUCCCGUCUAUGGCUGCGUCGGUCUGAUUUCAAUUCUUCAACAAAGACUCAAGCAAGUUCAGAAUGACCUUUUCACUGCCAAAAAGGAACUAUCUGCAUAUAUUGGUCCCUCAGCGAUGCUACCUAUUCCUCAACCUGCCGGCUGUUUGCCACAACAACACAUGAGUAAUCCUUGCUCAUCGUCUCAGAUUCCUUAUAAUACGCCUCCAAUGUUGGGUCUUCCCACCGGUCCAACACAUGGUAGGCAAUUGGUAAUACGUGAGCCGCACCAAACGCAGCAGUAUCAGCAUCAGCAGCAGAUCCUUGAGGCUCAGCAAAUAGCGGAAGCUGUGGCAGCAAGAGAGCAACAAGAGAUGUUGAGGACUUAUGAGCAGCAGCAGCAGCAACAACAACAACAACUGCUUGUUAGGUUCAACAGUGGGUUUGACGCAGGUGGUACGGUUGGUGCAAGUAGUUUCAACCAGAUGACUGCUGCAAUUUCACCAUCCCUGGCUUUGGGUCCAUUUGAUAAUUCUUAUCAGCUUGAAGAACAGCAACAAGAGCUUCAUAGGCCCCAGAUGCUGCUUUCAACCCAAACACAACCUCAACAACAGCAACCACAGUUACCUCAACAGCAACAACAAGGAUUUGGAAGCAAGGAGGGUGGGAGCGGGGGCCUAUCUUUUUGAAGUCUUGCAGCUCAAUCUUUCAACGAUUUUUCCUUCUUAGCUAUUGUUGCUUGGAAUUGGGAGUGAAGACAGGAAGAGAAAUCAAAGAAAAGUCUGUCAAGUUUGUUUUGCACAAACCAAUGGACAAAAUGGGGCUUUGAUUUCUUAUCAACUGGAGGGUUGCAAAUAGUUGCAUGCAAAGUUCUGUUAUCUAGGCUUUGAAAACACCAAAGGCUUAGAUGGAAUGUGGGAGUUAAGUCACUGUUGGUUUUGGUGUUUGAAGGAGGCUAUUUCUUUGGUGAAACAUUUAGGACACCACCUCAAUGCAGAACGGGGCUUACAAGAUUUGCUGUGAGCCACUAGGUCAUUUAUUGUCCAUCAGUAGAAGCUGUUGCAUGGGGAAGGGUGGUGAAAAGCUGUAAGUUUUUUAACUUUUUAUCUUCUUUUCCAAGGUGUACUCACUACUCACCAUUAGUUUUAAACCUCGACAUUAAUCGACCAUUGAUGGUUAUGAUAUAGCAAGUCGGUAUUUCACAUUGGGAUAUCAACCACUUUGAUUUUUAUUGAAGUUUUGUGUACAUGUAGACUGCACAACGCUACAAAUUAUACUGAUUUUUGUACCGACAUUAAGCAGAAAAUGAGGGAACAAAAGGAAGGAGAUGAUUUUUGAAAGUCAUCAUGUAGUGGGUGGGCCACAACCUCUACCAUUUGUUGAUAAUGAUCUUCUUUCUGAGUCUUCUAAGAACAGACAUGUUUGACUGAUGAACUGGUUCAU